AUGCCAUCAGACAGUUCUUCUGCUUCCGAUGAAAGGGCCAUUGACAUUGGUGGUCGAACCUACCAGCUUUACUGGUGUUACCAAUGCCAUCGAACCGUAAGGAUUGCAUCGGAUAACCCACGGAUCAUGUGCCCCAGGUGUUUUGGCCAGUUUGUUUAUGAAAUCGAUAUAGCCAGGCCGCGGCUUGUGGUCGAGUUCACUGCAUUUGAUCCAUCGCCAGAAGCCCGUAUACUGGAAGCACUGUCUCUCAUGCUUGAUCCUCCUGUUCGACAUGCUCGGAGGUUUUCGGACGUCGGAAUCCAACCCCCAUGGAACCAGAAUCAUGGGCGGCGCUGGCCGUGGCGGAGGCAUAGAGCGGAUGGGAACUCUCCCUUGGAUGAUACGGAUGGUUGGGGUUCCGAGAGCGGGAUUUUAGCCCGUCCGCGAUCACGUUCUUGGAUCAUUCUUACACCAAAUAACCUACCCACGGACGUCCGUGAUGGUUCCAACAAUAAUGAUAUUGAUGAUAAUGAAUCAGAAGGUGUGGUCUCAAGAGGGAUUGAUCCUAGGAACUAUUUUGAUGGCUAUGAGUUAAACGGGUUGAUCGACGAGUUAACUCAGAACGACAGGCCAGGGCCGCCGCCAGCACCCGGUCCCGUCAUUAACGGAUUACCGAUCGUUAAAAUCACCCAAUCCCAUCUGCUGAAUGACUCCCAAUCUUGUGCUGUUUGUAUGGAGGAUUUCAAAGUUGGUGGAGAAGCGAGAGAGUUACCAUGCAACCAUAUAUUCCAUUCCGAUUGUAUCGUCCCUUGGCUCCGACUCCAUAACUCUUGUCCGGUUUGCCGAAAGGCGCUGCCGGUGCCGAGCAUCACCACCGACGGCAGUAGUGAUUCUUCGGAUGAUGGAAUGGAUUCCUCCAUCAAUGGAAGGGGUAGACGACAGCGGUGCCUGAGGUGGAGACGGUUAGCAUCCGUUUGGCCCUUUCAGGCACGGUGUCGACCUCCCGGUUCGCAUAACGUUACGACCCGAGAGGACUCAAGGGUGCACUCUUGCAGCAUCCUUUAA
Cynara cardunculus var. scolymus (artichoke) is the source of this 1044-nucleotide messenger RNA. RefSeq names its product E3 ubiquitin-protein ligase RZF1-like. Gene Ontology annotation, biological process: protein ubiquitination. Gene Ontology annotation, molecular function: ubiquitin protein ligase activity. The transcript has a single exon. Bases 1 to 1044 code for a protein of 347 amino acids. Lineage: Eukaryota; Viridiplantae; Streptophyta; Magnoliopsida; Asterales; Asteraceae. The record is from RefSeq and is a predicted model, not a curated record. Gene Ontology annotation, cellular component: cytoplasm.